CUACCUUAACAUCAGUUCACACAAAACAGACAAAGGUUAUGCCUGCUUUACUGUUGUGAAAACUUUUAAGUUUUAACAAUUAAAUACUUAAUUUUAAAAGUUUCCACUGGAAUGAAUUAAACAUAAACACUAAAAAUGAGUGUCCAGCCAUCAAUGACGGUGAAAAGCACCACCCACGGCGCAUUAAUCGACGAUCUUCGACUGUUCAUCACAGCAACCACAACAAAAACAAAAAUAACAACUGUUGAACUCACAAAAUCAUGUUUAUUCCUCUUAAAACACCUACCAGCAAGUCGAUCAGCCUCUUUACACUGCUUAAAAUCAGUGUUUGACUCUGUUGCAUUAAAUCACAUCAUCCACCUUGAGAAGGAAAUGAGUACAGGAAAGUCUUCUCCUCCAAAUGAGUAUGACGAACUAAUGAUAAAUGACAUCUACAGUCUACUCAUCAGUUUUGUAUCAUCAAAUGGAGAAGCAUGGGCUCCAAUAAUCAGCACAUGGUCUCUUGAAUUAUUAGGUGAAAUAUCCACCCAUUAUGCAGGCAGAGCAUGUGUUAAUGGACUGAAUGAGUCGCUUCAAUUAUGGAUGAACUGCAGAGCCACCAAAACAUUGAUUGAUAUCACCACACAAUGUCUUGCAUGUUUAAUGCACACGAAUACCGAGGCGUGCAUUAGUGCAUUGCUUGAUACGUCCGUAAAACACUCACCGCAUUUCGAUUGGGUGGUGGCUCAUGUUGGCAGCUGUUUCCCACAGACAGUAAUUGAACGUGUACUGUUUUGUGGGCUGAAGGAUUACUGUGAGAAUAAAUCAUAUCGACAAGGAAUUGAGUCGCCGAAGUUAAAAUCGGUUGUUGGUAUUGUCGGGCAUCUUGCAACAAGUCAUCCGGGGAAUAUACAAAAUGCUUUGCUGGAUUUAUUUAAGUCUUGUCUUAAUGAAGACAAACAAGAUUCAUCUCCACAGAAUGAAAUUUAUCGGAAAGCAACUGUUCCCUUCCUCAUACAACUUUUUGUAUUGUCAGAUACAAUGUUAAACGCGAUUAGUGACCAAAUAAAAGAAAACCUGACUGUGCACACUAUAACGAAACUAUACAACAUGACAAACGACUGGUUCAAGUUCUUCGGUUCGAUUGACGCACUCCAAGAAACAAUGGUGGCUCUCAUUAUGAAGUGCUCAAAGGGCGGCGAGCACAUCAUCGAGUUACUGCUCAAGUGCAUCGCGCUGAACAAGAAGGGCAAGGGGAGGAAGUACGAAGACAUUAGCAAUUGGACGCGCGAAUUGUUAGAGUGCGUAUUGGAGGAAGUCGACUAUAAAGUGCGCUUCCACAGCUCGAAUCACAUGAUGCCUGCGGCUUUCCUCAACUCAUUGAUCUACGACAUUGAUUACAUUUACCUGCUUCUUCUACAUGAUGAUGCCCUUACUGCUCAAACCGCUGCGCGAUUAAUUAUCUACAUCGGUGUUGUUAAUCCGCCGCUUUUGAUUCAGGCGCUGUCGUUUUUAUUGCAAAAUGCUAAACAACCAUCGCAUUUGGCGUAUUUUGUGAGGAUAUUGAACAAUGAGUUGAUUUGUAAGAAUCAAUCACCGUAUGCUGAGAAAGGAGGACCUUUCUCGAUUGUAUUACAACAUAUUCUUGAUAAGGAUUUUGUGAGGAUGAAAGGAUGCACUACUGAUUCAGAGUAUGAGAAGUUUGAGCAGAUGUGGAGUAAUAUUUUACUACUUUUAAAGUGGGAGAAAACUAACAACAUAUUUAUGUUAAAAUCAAAAUGCAUCUCAAAAGGAAUUGAAUUCAAUUUAACUGAACUGACUGGUAUAUUUAGAAACAAAGUAUUAAGCGCUAAAUGCACUGAUAUGUUGUGUGAGGUUUUGGAUUUGUUGGACAUACCCAAUGCAAAUAGUUCUCAAAUGUCUGUACAAGUCACUCUUAACUAUGUACAUGGAGCUGUUAAUUAUUUCUUUCAAUGUUGCAAUGAAACCGAUUUAAUGAAAAGAAUAAGCGGUUUUAAACAAUCAAGGAGUAUCUUGAAGAAACUCUGUAUAUCUUCCAAAGUGGCAAGAAACUUAGCACUACGUCAAUUAUUAGAACGCGCGCUGUUUUCAAAAGAUGCUGUGUUAUUCGGCGCUAAACCAAAACAAGAAGAAGAACCAGCAGAAAGCAACAAAGAUCUAAUCACGGAAAACAAGAAAAUCAGCAAAACUAUUCCACUCUCAAAACAUUCUUCCGUAUACAAUGGCGGUGUAAUCGGGCACGGGAAACGGAAAUCAAUCAGUUUGUAUCGUCUGCCCGUGGAUCUGGUCGCUGGCAACUCGGAAGAAUUAAUUACAGCCAUUAAAGAGUCGUGCGUUCGCCCUUCCGACUCGGACGCAAGUUUGACGCUGAUAUCGUUAACGCUUGUACAACUCGUCAGUCCGGACGUGAUGUACAACGGGUUGCCGUGGUUAGAGGAGGAGUUUAGUAAAGUAACAAUAGAACGUGACCUCCUCAUCCGGCGACUGUUUAACAGUGUACCGUUGUUGUGGGAUUUGCUCAAUCUAGUCGCACAGCACCGCCCAUCACUAUGCUAUUGCUCAGUUCUCUUACGGGCGUUGACAGCUACGCUUAUUCACCAAUGGACGAGUAUGGGCGAUCAGCGCAAGUCAACUGAUACAGAAAAUUACAAAGAUCUAAUGGGUACAACAAUUGCUGUGUUGGACGUAAUGGCACUUGGACAGUUACUGCCAGCUCCUCUCUGUAACGUCCGUGAUGUCAUCACACAGUUAAAUUCCCAUGAGAUUGUUUCAAUUCUCCGAGAAUGUAUUUGGUGCUACAUGCGAGAUAAUGUUCCUUCACCAGCGUUGUUCGAGAAAGAUCCAAAUGGUUUAAGCUGGCGAGACCCGAAACGAACUCGCCCUGACGAUGUGUAUACGAAAACACUGCGAACGAUUAUGCAGCGCAACAUCAAAACAGUCGGCCAUUUAUAUUCGCGAAUGUUUAUUACAGCUAAUAAUUAAUUCUUUGAAAAAUAUACAAACUUACAGUUAAACAACAA
Molecule: messenger RNA, 3020 nt
Organism: Dalotia coriaria
Lineage: Eukaryota; Metazoa; Arthropoda; Insecta; Coleoptera; Staphylinidae
Gene: omd
Product: integrator complex subunit 5 omd
Exons: 8
Coding region: 136-2982 (948 amino acids)
Biological process (GO): snRNA 3'-end processing
Cellular component (GO): integrator complex
Source: RefSeq, a predicted model, not a curated record